UCUCGUACUUGGGAUGAUGAUAAAUGGCGAAGGCGAACGGUCUUGACAUUUCGUGCUACUAUCAAAAUGUUAAAUUGUGUUAUCGGUUGUUAUUAUUUACGUUUUAUAAAUAAAACAAGAUGGUUUUCCGCGUAAAUCAUAUUCCUGGGACUGUCAGUCGGCCGUGUGAAGUGUUUGAAGUGUAAAAACAUAAAAGAAAACACCUAGUCAAGUGGGUUAAAUAAUCUCAAAUAAACCAAAAAAUGUGUUUUAAACUGCCUUUUAAAAACAUUAGUCUGCUCUCUAAGUCUAUUUAGAUUAUAAUUGAAUACUCUGCAUCCCAGUUUUGAUUGAGAAAAUGGUAAUUUUGUGACUUAAAGUGAGGUGUUUUUUUUUCAUAAAUAAGUUAUGAAGUGAUAGUGAGAUUCACGUAAAAAAUGAUUGUGUUUAUAUGUGUAAUUCGUGAAUAGUUUACUGUCGCCAUAAAUAUCGUGUUUGAAGAGAACAGUGUUUAGAUAAUUCCCAAACAUUCAGUAGAUAAAGUAGCUAUUUGUGGCGUUAUAAAAUAAACCACGAAACUUCACCAAAGAGGUCAUCAUUAGGCAUAACAACUGAAUAUCGUUGCCAAAUAGCAAUAAAAGUUUAAUGUGUUAACGUUUUGGCGCGAAAUUAAGAACAAUUUUCAAGUUGCGAUUGUUUUCAUUUGUUACGAAUGAAUUUGUAUUUUGGAAAUUAAAAUGGUGACGAUGAAUUCUUCGGAAAAGGCGGCGUCGAAGGCCUGUCAACAAGGGCCAUCCAGAGACAAUUCGAAAUGUAUAAAGGAAGAGAAGGAGAAGGACAGAGACAAGAAGGACAACUCCGCUCUGCCUCCCGGAGUACAAGCACUGAUGUCCACCAUACCCUCGCCGGAGGAGUCGCCCAACUACCUGGUGUAUAAAAAGAUGGAAGCCAUUAUCGAGAAGAUGCAAGAUGAGAACACCGGCGUCCCAGUCAAGACGGUGAAGAGUUUCAUGACCAAGAUACCUUCGGUAUUCACCGGUACAGACUUAGUAGCCUGGUUAGCUCGCCACCUGAACUUGGAUGAAACUUGGGAAGCUUUACACGUAGCACACUUGCUAGCGGCCCACGGAUACCUGUUUCCUAUCGACGAUCACUGCCUCACUGUUAAGAAUGAUAAUACUUAUUAUAGAUUCCAAACUCCAUACUUCUGGCCUUCCAACCAAUGGGAACCAGAGAAUACUGAUUACGCGGUGUACCUAUGCAAGCGUACGAUGCAGAACAAAGCCCGUUUGGAGCUGGCUGACUACGAGGCUGAGUCACUGGCGCGGCUGCAGAAAAUGUUCAGCAGGAAAUGGGAGUUUAUCUUCAUGCAGGCGGAGGCACAGAGCAAGGUCGACAAAAAGCGAGACAAGCUAGAGAGGAAAGUGCUGGACAGCCAGGAGCGAGCCUUCUGGGAUGUACACCGACCUAUGCCGGGCUGUGUGAACACAACGGAGAUAGAUCCGAAGAAGCUGUCUCGUAUCAACGCGCUCAAAGCUAAACGGCUGCGGCAAUGCCAGGAAUUGAUAUUACAACAUAAUCUCAAGAACAACCCAAUAGUGACGAUCACGAAUCCUCAGGAGAGUGAAGAGGAGAUCCAGAAGAAAAAUGACAAUGUCAUCAAGGAGAAUGGCGAGAGCUCCCAGCCCCCAAUCCCCGCGGUGACAGUGGGCGAGGUGUCCCCCCAGCCGGCCAGCGUGGAGCAACAGAUCGAGGCGGCGCGCCGCCAGGUGUCCAUGCUACGGACCCGGCUCGAGCGACGGAACGUGCGCGUCAGUAAAGUCGCGGAUAUGUUCAUAGCAUACUGCGAGCAAUACGCGGAGUACGACGCGUUCCUCACUCCGCCGGAGUGGCCCAACCCGUGGGUCAGUGAUACCACCGACAUGUGGGAUCAGGAGAAACAGUGCAAGGAGCCACUCCCGCUGCGCCGCGUCCGCCGCUGGUCGUUCUCCCUCCGCGAGCUGCUGCAGGACAACGCCGGCAAGGAGCACUUCGCCAAGUUCCUAUCCAAGGAGUUCAGCGGGGAGAACCUCAAAUUCUGGCUAGCGGUACAAGAGCUGAAAGCGCUGCCCAUUCGACGCGUGGCGGCGCGCGCCAAGGACAUUUGGAAGGAGUACCUCGCCGCCGACGCUCCGUCGCCCAUCAAUAUCGAUGCCGCUAGCAGGGAACUAACUCGACAGAAAGUGGAGUCGGGCACCGCCGACCGAUAUUGCUUCGAUCAGGCUCAGGCGCACGUAUACCACCUGAUGAAGUCGGACAGCUACUCGCGGUACUUAAGGUCUGAGAUGUACAAGGACUAUCUCAAUGGAUCCAAGAAAAAGACAUCAGUAAAAGGGAUCCGCUCUAUAGUAUCGUUCACCGCACGCAAGGAGACCUCGGCGAACUGAUGCGUAGAUAUAUAGAGGUGUAUUGUACCAAAGGUUUGUUGUUACUCUACUAUACUUGUUGGCAGCCACGUGUACUGUGCUACUGUGGGGUUUUUUUACUCAAAAUUGAU
Messenger RNA from Spodoptera frugiperda (fall armyworm), 2515 nucleotides. It is a transcript of the gene RSG7, whose product is annotated as regulator of G-protein signaling 7. Gene Ontology annotation, biological process: regulation of G protein-coupled receptor signaling pathway; intracellular signal transduction; G protein-coupled receptor signaling pathway. Lineage: Eukaryota; Metazoa; Arthropoda; Insecta; Lepidoptera; Noctuidae. The transcript is spliced from 17 exons. Bases 717 to 2405 code for a protein of 562 amino acids. The record is from RefSeq and is a predicted model, not a curated record.